This is a messenger RNA of Wallemia mellicola CBS 633.66, 2681 nucleotides long. RefSeq names its product timeless-domain-containing protein. The record is from RefSeq and is a predicted model, not a curated record. The transcript is spliced from 13 exons. The coding region runs from base 5 to 2677 and encodes 890 amino acids. NCBI's taxonomy places the organism in Eukaryota, Fungi, Basidiomycota, Wallemiomycetes, Wallemiales, Wallemiaceae. Gene Ontology annotation, molecular function: DNA binding. Gene Ontology annotation, biological process: DNA repair; replication fork arrest; DNA replication checkpoint signaling. Gene Ontology annotation, cellular component: replication fork protection complex.
CGAAAUGUCAGAUUCUGAGGAUGAGGGCGGUUAUAUCGACCUUAGAGAACUCUAUAGUGAGCCAAUAAUAUCUAGAAUUUCUGCUGUUGGUGGUAUCGAAGCAACGAAGCUCGCUGAUGGUAGCCUAUCACAAGAAUACAAGCUCGGUGAUGAGUGUUUAGGUUGUUUGAAAGAUCUCAAGAAAUUCUGGCGAAAAGACGACGACGACCCAAAUCGCACUGUAGCGAGAAUAUUGCACAAGUCAAAUGUGCUCAUAAAUGAUCUUUUACCAGUACUUGCACUCUCAGUAAACAGGGGAGCUGCCGGAGAUCGUAUAGCACUCGCUGCAACUGAUUUAAUUUCGUGUUUGACUUGGCCAAUAUCAAUCGAGGAAGAGUUUAAGGAACUUGUAGAUCGUGAAGAAGAGCAUAAGGUGGCCAACUUCGAGUACACCUCAUUUAUUCAAGCCCAACAGGCUUAUAAACUAGCCAUCGUUAAAAACAAGACAGUACAGCACUUCCUUGAAGUUCUUCUCCCGCGUCUAGCAAAAUCUAGACUCGAGCGUACACAGCGUGAUGAUCAGGUUGUCGCACUCAUUCUUCAUACUUUCCGUAACAUUCUCGCCAUCAAAGACACAGACGCUCAUCCAAAUUUACAGUCAGAGUUGAUAGAGCAAAUGCAUUCGUUCGAGAUUCUCUCGCUUUUCAAUACUCUUGCUUCGUCAUCAGAUCAACGAGAAUUGAUCAACUAUAAUGUCGUAGUUCUCGAGAUCUUCCAUUCCAUAUUCAGAGGUAUUAGAGCGGACGAUCUGACGCUUGAUCCAACUAAGGCAUCAUCUGCUGGGCUUUCAAAUCUCCUCGAAGUGGAGAGUAAACAAAAAAGGCUAAACAGUCGGAGCAACACGUCAAGACAUAGUCGUUUUGGUACGACUGUUAGUGUUCUAUCUGGCAGUAAUCGGUUUGUUCAGUCAAGGCAAUCAGCUAUCACUGCAACGGGUGAUCAGAGUAUGGAUGUAGGCAAGAAAAAAGUUUUCAAGAGGGCAAAAGACCAAGACAACUCUGGUGAAGUACACCUCAGCAAUAAUGCAAGAAAACACCUGAAGGAGUUGGCCGAAACAUUUAUAGAGACCUCAUAUGAUACCUUCUUUACAACCCUCUUAAAAGACUUCAGAAUGGAGAGACCUAAGAUUAGGGAAACCGAUAAGGCACGAUGGUUUUCUCUGUCAGCCUUCUUCUUAGAAUUCUUCAACACCAAAUGGCGUCGCAAGGACAUCAGCAAAAUACCCGAAGCGGAAAUUGAGAAGGCAGUUGGGUCAGUCAGCUGUAUGGUGGACCCAACGACGGUCGGUUAUGUUUCGGCUAGGAUGGCACUCACAGUUGAUGACAAGCCACCGUCAUGGAAAGAACUUCAUUGUGCUAUCAAUUGUCUCAUACAAAUUUUGUUACUAGUCGAUGAGAUGGUUAGAUGUACUCAAGCACCUGGUAUCGUUGAAAUUGCAGAGGUUCUCCAAGAUAAGCUUUAUUAUAGUGGAGAUGUGAUGGAUGUUGUAGUAAUGGUAAUGGGAAGGUACAAAGAUCAAAGUAUAAAAUUUCUGGAAUCGAUCGUCCAUUUAGCUUACGUGUUCUUGCGUAUGUUAGAGAAGUUCAGCAAAAGCAAAGCAUAUAUGUUCGUACGGAAACGGAAAUCCUCGAAACGCCGUGGUGCCGACGACAUGAAUGAGCCUAAUAUGCAGACAACCGCUGAGGAAGAAGCCGAAUUUCAACGGGAUACACCAUCAGUUGCUGAACACAAGUUCAUGUUUUCAUCUUAUGAAAGGAGGUUCGCUACGGAAACCAUUGUUAAGACGUGCCUCUCAUAUCUAGAGCGUCAUUUGGAAUUCCACAGUUUAGAUCAACUUAAACAUGUCGUAAAUCUGCUGUACAGACAGUCUGUGCGAGCUCAAGGAGAGGAGCUUUUCUACAAAGUGUCUACACUUAAUACUUUCCGCAUCGUGCAAGAGCAAGUCGUCAAAUCAGCAGUUAAUUAUCACUCAGGACCUUACAAAGACUUGAUGAAGUUGAUCGAGUUCAUUUUGAAAAAGUUCUUCAAAGCUGCAACAGAGAAUCCUAUGCUAUACGUGGAAGCACUGUUCCCUAUACGUUCACAUACUAGAAGCAAAGGAACGAUUGAGCAGGAGGACGACAGAAAAACUGGCUUGUCUGAUGAUGAUGAUAAUAACAAUAAAUUUGACCCUGAGUUCCCAGAUGCUGCUCAGACAUCUGCAAAUAAGCGCAAAAAGCGUUCACGCAGAAGAAGCGAAAAUGGCGAGCAGGUAGAACGGACCGCUCGUCAAGAGCAAAUGCAGAGCUACCUAUCAGCCAAAUUUAUCGAAGAUAGUGACGAGGAUGAGGAAUCUUUACAAGAAUUCUUCAAGAAGGAAGAAGAGUUGCGUGAUCGUGCUAACAAGGCUGCACAGGUUUCUGAGGUUCCGGAUGAAUCGUUAUCAUUGGUGGCUAGAAGGAGGAAGGUUAGGGAAGUCGAACACGAGAUACAGAUUGUGCCAGAAACACAGGAUAAGCAAGAUAAUCAAGAUAAUCAAGAGCUUAUAACACAAAGGUCGCAAUCAUCCCCACAUUUUGAUGACGAAGAUGCUGGUAUUUCUCAAACUAAAUUGGUAGCGAAACGCAGAAGGAUGAUCGACUCAGAUGAAGAUGAAUAGAGCA